Zingiber officinale is the source of this 1423-nucleotide messenger RNA. RefSeq lists its product as uncharacterized. The record is from RefSeq and is a predicted model, not a curated record. The coding region runs from base 720 to 1298 and encodes 192 amino acids. The transcript has 4 exons. NCBI's taxonomy places the organism in Eukaryota, Viridiplantae, Streptophyta, Magnoliopsida, Zingiberales, Zingiberaceae.
GGAAUUUGUGUUCUAUUCGACCAUCUCCACCAUAUAAGGCGGUGACAUUAAUGUCCGAUUGCAGGCACAAGAAGGCAGCUGCAACAUCACAGGGCACAACUACCCGUCACUCUCUCUCUCUCUCCUCCACCCUUCUUCCUUCCUUCCCUGUCAACCAAAGCCAAAGAGGCAGAUCGAAAGGAAUCUCUACCCUCCAAGAUCAAGUCCAUUCCAUCCAUGUCUCUGGCUCCUUGGCCCAUCCUGGACCAGGAGCGAGUGAGUCAUAGGAGGGUGGAGGAAACCAAGGCCUAAGGAAAAAGGAGCAUCGGUAGGAUGAGGUGAGAAAUCAAAAAAGGGGAGAAAUGAUAGAAUGAAGAAGCGAGCGAGUGUCUUCGGAUGUGCAUCACCAUUCACCCAACCGAACCUCUCCUCUCCUCUUUCUCUCUCACACACAAUGCUACUGCUCCGAGGUUGCCAGAUUUGCCCCUCUGAAGACCAGAAAACCCUCCAUCCAUCUCCACCGAGCAGCAAAUUGCCAGCCCUUCUCCUGUUCCUGUGUGCAAUUUAUAUGGGCCUUUUGGUCAUGGCCAGACCUCAGAAAAUUGAGGGAGGAGCAAACCCCACCACGUCUGCUUCUACCAUCACCCCUUGCCAAGGAGGAGCCUUUCCCCAUAUGUGGCCUGCGUGCUAGGGUUUCGCUCCACUUCCGCCUCCAAAGGUGAGAUUUGGGUGCCGCCGCGAUGAGGAAAGGCCAGAAGUUAAGCGAGGAGGCCAAGGCAAGGAUCAGGCAUCAGAGUCUCUUGCGGGAUUAUGGAGAUCUGGUCGAGGAAACUGAAGCAAAGAGGAAGAAACUGCAGAUAGCUAAUCAGAAGAAGCUUAAACUUCUUGCUGAAGUGAAAUUCUUGCAGAGACGGUACAAAAGCCUAUCCCAGAAUCCAUCUGGAACUAAACAAUUGAGGCUGAAAAAGAAAUCACAGAGUCAGUCCUUGAUUGGCCAACCUUCAAAUGCAAAUGCAUUUCCUCAACUCCCUGCUAAAGACCAAAGAUCAAAACUGAGAGAUGCUGAUACUCCAAGCACUUCUGCCCUGAUAGACCUGAAUCAGGUCUUGUUGCCAAUUGGUGAGGAUACAGAGGAGUAUCCGUCCAGCUUCAGCGUCGAGCCUAUGAAGUCUGAUAAGUUGAGGAAGAGUUUAGUGGAAGACAAUUCUGUGGCUAAUGAUCUCAACCUUUCGAUUUGUCGUGAUGUUGUACAUGAAUCAUCAAACAAGGUGGCAAAGAGAAAGAUUACAUGGCAAGAUCAGUUAGCUUUGAGGGUGUAGAUUAAUCUCCUAUCGCAGAAAGGGCUAAAAAUCUAAGCCCUUCACUGAUUUAAUUUAUGUUUGAUGGAAAUAUUUAUGUAAAGAAAGGCUAGAGAUACUUCAUCUUAUACAUGGUGUUUUAUUCA